CCCCGCCGCCGCCCGCGGGGCCCCGGCGCGCCCCCCGCCGCUCUCCGAGCCGCCCGGGGGGGUGGGGGGGAGGAAAGGCCCGGACCCUCCUGCUCCCCCUCCUCCUCUCCCUCCUCCCGCCCCGGCCCCGACCCCUCCCGCCCCCGGCCCUCUCGCCCCGACCCUCCCCCGGUCCCUGCCUCGCCCCGCCGGCUUCCCACCACGGCCUCUCUCGGCGAGGAAACUCUGGCCUCCGCUUCCUCCUCCUCCGACUCGGACGCCGGCGGAGCCUCCCCGCCCCCGCGGAAGAAACCCCGAGCCUCGGCGGCGGAGGGAGCAGGAGAGCCCGGGGCUUCGGCAGGCAGAGCAGGCCUCUCCCCUCCGUCCUCGUCGUCCUCGUCCUCGUCGUCGUCCUCCUCCUCCUCCUCCUCCGUGGUGGUGGUGGUGGGACUGCCCCCGGCCGCUGCCCCCGCCGCCGCCCCCCACCGAAGUAGCGGCCACAGCCUGGUCAGCGGCAGCAUCAUGCAGGCCAACGGGGCAGGAGGAGGAGGAGGAGGCGGCGGCGGCAGCGGCGGCGGCAGCGGAGGGGGCGGCGGGGGCCAGGGACAGACCCAGGAGCUGGCCUGCCUGUCGGCCCAGAACGGGGAGUCGUCCCCCUCGUCGUCGUCGUCCGCGGGGGACCUGGCUCACGCCAACGGGCUGCUGCCUUCCGCCCCCUCCGCCGCCAGCAACAAUAGCAACAGCCUGAAUGUCAAUAACGGGGUCCCCGGCGGGGCCGCCACUGCCGCCGCCUCGGCCGCCGCCGCCGCUGCCUCCUCGGCCACCCCAGAGCUGGGCAGCAGCCUCAAGAAGAAGAAGCGGCUCUCCCAGUCCGACGAGGAUGUCAUUAGGCUAAUAGGACAGCACUUGAAUGGCUUAGGGCUCAACCAGACUGUUGAUCUCCUCAUGCAAGAGUCAGGAUGUCGUUUAGAACAUCCUUCUGCCACCAAAUUCCGAAAUCAUGUCAUGGAAGGAGACUGGGAGAAGGCAGAAAAUGACCUGAAUGAACUAAAGCCUUUAGUGCAUUCUCCUCAUGCUAUUGUGGUAAGAGGCGCACUUGAAAUCUCUCAAACGUUGUUGGGAAUAAUUGUGAGGAUGAAGUUUUUGCUGCUGCAGCAGAAGUACCUGGAGUACCUAGAGGACGGCAAGGUCCUAGAGGCCCUUCACGUUCUGCGCUGCGAGUUGACGCCCCUGAAGUACAACACGGAGCGCAUUCACGUCCUCAGCGGGUAUCUGAUGUGUAGCCAUGCAGAAGACCUACGUGCAAAAGCAGAAUGGGAAGGUAAAGGAACAGCUUCCCGAUCCAAACUAUUGGACAAACUGCAGACGUAUUUGCCACCAUCAGUGAUGCUCCCCCCCCGGCGUUUACAGACCCUGCUGCGGCAGGCGGUGGAACUACAAAGGGAUCGGUGCCUAUAUCACAAUACCAAACUUGAUAAUAAUCUAGAUUCUGUGUCUCUGCUUAUAGAUCAUGUUUGUAGUAGGAGGCAGUUCCCAUGUUAUACUCAACAGAUACUUACGGAGCAUUGUAAUGAAGUAUGGUUCUGUAAAUUUUCCAAUGAUGGCACGAAACUAGCAACAGGAUCGAAAGAUACCACAGUUAUCAUAUGGCAAGUUGAUCCGGAUACACACCUGCUAAAACUGCUCAAAACCUUAGAAGGACAUGCUUACGGCGUUUCUUACAUCGCGUGGAGUCCGGACGACAGCUACCUUGUUGCUUGUGGCCCAGAUGACUGCUCUGAGCUGUGGCUUUGGAAUGUCCAAACGGGAGAGCUAAGGACAAAAAUGAGCCAGUCUCAUGAGGACAGUUUGACGAGCGUGGCUUGGAAUCCAGAUGGGAAACGCUUCGUAACUGGAGGUCAGCGCGGCCAGUUCUACCAGUGUGAUUUAGACGGGAACCUCCUUGAUUCCUGGGAAGGGGUGAGAGUGCAAUGCCUUUGGUGCUUGAGCGACGGGAAGACUGUUCUGGCAUCAGACACACACCAGCGGAUCCGGGGGUACAACUUUGAGGACCUUACAGAUAGGAACAUAGUACAAGAAGAUCAUCCCAUUAUGUCUUUUACUAUUUCCAAGAAUGGCCGAUUAGCUUUGUUAAAUGUAGCAACUCAGGGAGUUCAUUUAUGGGACUUGCAAGACAGAGUUUUAGUAAGAAAGUAUCAAGGUGUCACACAAGGGUUUUAUACGAUCCAUUCAUGUUUCGGAGGCCAUAACGAAGACUUCAUCGCUAGUGGCAGUGAGGAUCACAAGGUUUACAUCUGGCACAAACGUAGCGAACUGCCAAUCGCGGAGCUGACAGGGCACACACGCACAGUGAACUGUGUGAGCUGGAACCCACAGAUCCCAUCCAUGAUGGCCAGCGCCUCAGACGAUGGCACUGUUAGAAUAUGGGGACCAGCACCUUUUAUAGACCACCAGAAUAUCGAAGAGGAAUGCAGUAGCAUGGAUAGUUGAUGGCGAAUGUGGAGCAGACGACUUCUGUUUAACUUAAAAUUAGUCGUAUUUUAAUGGCUUGGGAUUUGGUGCAAACAAACAUGAUUGAUAGCUGGACAGACAUGCUCGUCAUGAAAAAAGAACCAUUUCUGAAGCCCGAUUGGGGCCAAACAUUUACACCUUGCUUCAUAGUAACCAGUUGAGAUGAAGCACGUCGUUAGAACGUUGUUGGACACCAUGUUGAAUUAUCCCCCCAUCGGUUGUGAAGAACUGUGCUACAUUCAGGCUUACCCAUUGAACUCAGUAUAUAUAUUUUUUUCCCUCCUGCCUUUUGUCUGGUGGGAUACCAUUCUUGUUGCUCUUCUGUGUAAUGAAGUUUAAAUGCUUGUUUGGAAAACUUUAUUUAACAGUUUAGAAGGCUUGAUAGAAGGAGUGCAUUAGUCUGAAGAGUAUACAUUGGAUAGGAAAGAAUUUCCUUCUUUUGUUUCUCCAAAAUCUUUCCGCCUUAUUUAGCUUGAGAUCUUUGCAGCUUGGUUCAUGGAUUCUAGCCUUGCCCGUUGCGCAGUAUAUACUGAUCCAGACGAUAAACCAGUGAACUAUGUCAAAAGCACUCUCAAUAUUACAUUUGACAAAAAGUUUUGUACUUUUCACAUAGCUUGUUGCCCCGUAAAAGGGUUAACAGCACAAUUUUUUAAAAAUAAAUUAAGAAGUAUUUAUAGGAUUAAAGUGACUUCAUUUGUAUACAUUUGGAAUCUAAACCAGCUUCAAAAAGUUUCCUCUCUGAUUUAGAUAUGCAGUAUAACUGAUGCUCUUCUGGAAUCCCAUGUGAGACUUGCCCAGAAACAGUGCUUGAAGGACAUUGCCCAAGAAAUCCAGAGUCCUGCCGUGAGGUGUCCCCCCUUUUGUUUUAUUCCUGAUGGAACAUCAGUACCUGAUGUUGAAGAAAUUCAAGAUUCGAAAAGAGAAUUUUAAAUCUCUACCAACAGGAGAAAUCAGGAGUCAGCUUAGGUUCGCAGCAAAGCCCGUUCCAAGCUGUUCCUGGCUUGGGAAGGUGUUCUGGUGCAAUCCCUCGGGAGAGUGGAGAUGAGGCGUAACCACUGGGGAAGUUCCUAGUCUCCUUGAGCUUGUCAGAAGGAUUCAGCAGGUUCCAGACAGACCGCAACUGGGUUUAAAACCUCACAGUCCUUGAUCUUAAUGGCCCUUGAUAUUCUGACCUGUAGAGAUACAUAAAUUGACAGAUCACUCCUUCUCCGUUUUCCCAAUAUUGCCAUACCAAGCCUCAUUCAAACUGGUGCUGUGGGUAGUCCUUGCCUCCCCUCCCCCUUUAGUUUAAAGAACGGUCUCCUUCAAGGAAAAGCACUUUGAAUCUUGAGGAUUUCACAUUUAGAAUAAGCCAAAAGCCUGAUGUUCACAUUGUGCUUUUAAACCCCAUUAACAGCAGAAUGCAGCUGACUUGGUCUCCUUCCAGACUCCCUCCCCUUCUCUGCAGAGGCUCUGGGAAGGGGGGGGGGACCACAGCUGUUACGCUGGGAGGAGGAGUAGGAGUACCCCCAAGAUCAGAUUCUGGUGAAGAAAGGGGCUUGUACUAUGUCCCCUUUGGGGUCCAGCCACACCCGCAGUCUGUCCAGCACGAGGAAAGGCUUGGGUGUCAGGAACCCUCCCGUGGGCACGGGGCAGGGCCAGCCCCAGGGACAGGUGGGCAAGUCAAGGAGGGGAGAAGAAAGACAAACACAAUUGGCCUUAAAAUAGCACGGAUUCUCCCAAAAGCUCAUAGUAAGAGAAAGUGACAGACCGUGGUCGGCAGAUUAUUUUAUCAAAUUGGUAUGUAAAAGAUUUCUUUAAGCUCCAUUUUGCAGAGACCACCACUUAGAGAAUCAAGAAUUCCUGUUUUGAUACUUCUGAGUUACAAAUAACUAUAUGUUACAGUUUAUCUGGUUCUUCACUUUUCUUAACUCAAAUUACUUUUUACUUUGAGCUUGAAUAAAAGUCUUCAUUGGUAACUGUAUAUAAGUAAGUGGCAACUUCUCUUUACCUCAGUGCAGUUAAACCCACUCGUGUUUUCGGUGAGUCCCCAAACCCCGAAGCCAUCCCUGCAGCCAAGUCGCUACAGCAAGGUGGGCACCAACGGUGGGCAGAGCCAGUGCAGCGUGCCUGGGGCCCCACGGGCGCUCCCCGAGAGUGCUGCCUGCUCAGGGCCAGCCUGGCCCCCAUUCUGACCCGGGCUUCCCCCAGCCAGCCCCACAUCAGAGUUUUUCUGUUAAAAACACUGUAAAAAACAAAACCACAAAAAAGUGGCAUAGAGGUGAGGCACACUUCACAGAGAGUGUAACUCCUUGCCAUGGGGUGACGAGGGUGCAGGGGCCCUCAGAGUGGCUAGGGAAGAGCACGCCCGGGCUGGCCGAGGCAGUGGGCCCCCCAGGGCUGCGUGGGGACCAUGCUAAGUGAGGUCAUGGGGCAGAGACCUAGGAUCGCCUGACAGUGCUAUAGGCUGGAGAGCGAGGACGCGGGCCAGCCAGCGCAGGAGGCUAACAAAUGUAUAAGCUGAAAAGUACCAAUACUUUUUGCACAUAGAUCAAAACAGAGUGGAGAAUUGGGGCUCCAAAAAUCAGGUUAGUAGGCUCAUUUCCAUGUGCUUAAAAAUGUUUUUGUUGUCGUUCAUUGAUUGAGGGCUAGAGCAAGUAUGAAAUUAAAUGUCUUUUUCCUCCAAACAAUCAGUUAUGACUAGUACAGCGUCGGACUUGAGCAGGACUGGGGCAGGGAGGGGAUGAAGAGCCAGGGGUGAGGGUCCAGUGUGGGCGGGGGGCCGACAUAGCUUCCCUAAUUGGCUCCGUUUCUGCUACUGUCCUAGGCCAGGCCAAUGUGUCAUAUAAAACCAGGUAAGUCAUCUCAGAAGAGGAAAUGGGCAGGCGUCCCAACAGAUGGGCCCAUUUUAGUGGGUGGGAGAACAGAUGGGGUUACCUAGCUCUAAAUCCAGACAAGGUGAUGAAAGGAACCGGCUAGUUGAAAGGAAGAAAAAAAAGUCCCAGUUAUGGUCUGUGUUUUCAUCCACACCCAUACCCAGAGAGAGAGAGCGGUUUCUGUUCUUGGGCGUGUUCUCCCUCUAGAACGGCAUUCUGCGACAUUAAUAGAAAACCCUUCUUCCCCACCCCUCCCCAUCUUGAAAUUUUCUUUUUUAGGCUCUUGUUUCCUGCACACGAACUGACCCUAUCACCUCUGCUCAGUGCUAAAUAGACUGCGCAUCUCUUGAAAGGGCGCUCUGUGUGUCCGUUUCUUUGACAGCAGAAGAGUGGCUGCUUUUGAAUGGGGAGGAAAGAAGACCUUUUUCUUAAUCUCCUUUGUGUCCCAGCUCUACAGUGUACCAACAUCCCGGUUUAAUUUUCCACUAGCCUCUCAUUUAGGCUUCAGCAGCUCUCUCUCGGCCUUACUCUCCAAAAUACUACUUGCAUUUUCAAAACCAUAUCUGAUUUCCUACACACGGCUAACUUUAAGAGGUGAACCUGCAUUAUUUACACAUAGACACUUUCUAAAAACAGGGUGAAUUGAAAUUUCCAGUGUUGUUAAGCUAUUGUUCAGUAGCUGUCCUAUAGUUGCAGAAACAAAAACUAUAAAAACCCACCCCUGUCUAUUUAAUCCAGAUAGGCUGGAUUUAAUGAAACUAAUAGUAUAAAAAUGUGUGUGUGUGUGUCGUGUGUCCGUGUGGGGGAGAGAGCGUACUUAAGUCAUCAAAAGUCCUAGAAACCACUUUCUGGGUUCUGGUCAAUUUUACUAGUCUCAUGCACGUGUGAAGUUCCCUCUCUUGAGUUUAGGGUCUGCUCAAUACUGCUCUAUUUUUAUAAGAUUGAGAUGUGUUCCCAUCUUUGACUCAAGCAUUUUCAUUAUCAGGGUCAAUGUGCUAAAACCGAAUCGUAACAUUUUUAGGCACAGAUGGAAAAAAACAUGUCGUUGGCUCCUUGAAAACGUGUGUGUGUGUGUGUGUGUGUGUGUGUGUGUGUGUGUGUGUGGCGAGGGAACAGACCCACAGACGCAUGUUUGUACUUACAAACCAAGCUGGAGAGAUCAAGAAAAGAACUUACGUGCUGAUCUCAAGAUGCCUAAACUGUCCAGAUUUCCAUGGCAUUGUGGUGGAACUAGCUGACACUUAGAGCUUUUGGUCUGUAAUAACUAUUUGCUAUGGAUGGAUUCAGUGUUUCAGAGAAUUGUGUUCUUAAAUUUGGGGGGUUCUGGUAUUUUUGUUUCUUGUUUUUUUUUUUUAACUGCCUCUCAGAUUAUAUUUAGUAGUUUAAAUUUCUUCGCUUUAUUAUUUCAUUAAAGCAUAAAAACUUCAGGUCUCUGAUAUUUAUUUUCACUUGUUCUACUAAUUAUUUACAAAACACCCUGUUAACUUUUAUUUUAUAAAUGUGUAGUAUAUUAAACGUCUUUAAAAUUUUGUUCAAUUGAAACUCCAUUAACUUUGAUUUGCUUUACUGGGAUUUUUUUUUUUUUUUAAUACACCUUUUCCAUGUCCAUGCGUCGCACUUACCCAAUUGUUUGUAUCCCCUUCAGUCCAAUAAACAGAAUGAGUAAGACCUUG
Lutra lutra (Eurasian river otter) is the source of this 7018-nucleotide messenger RNA. RefSeq names its product WD repeat domain 26 (gene WDR26). Gene Ontology annotation, biological process: proteasome-mediated ubiquitin-dependent protein catabolic process. The record is from RefSeq and is a predicted model, not a curated record. The transcript is spliced from 14 exons. Lineage: Eukaryota; Metazoa; Chordata; Mammalia; Carnivora; Mustelidae. The coding region runs from base 502 to 2469 and encodes 655 amino acids. Gene Ontology annotation, molecular function: protein binding. Gene Ontology annotation, cellular component: GID complex.